AUGACAAGGACACACAUUAAGCCUGAGACAUUAAGUUCCCAGCAAGGAUCACUUGCGAGUGCCACUCAACUGCCACCCACAAUUUUUUCUGAAGUAUUGAAGAGGACCUCCGGCAGUUCAUGUGCACCUCCCCCUCCUAGCAGCAAAGCAGAUGAUACUGAAGAUCUUGUUGGAGCUUUUGGAGAUGAGGACUUGGAUAAAACACUUGAACGGGAGGUAGUGGCACUUAUGUUGAAGAGUCAGGGUAAACAACCAGUGAUGUCUACCAUUAGUAUUUUAUCUACUAGCACCGAUCCUGACUUUGAACCACCACCAAGCACUCAACCCUGCUUGAAGAAUCGCACCUUGAUGCCACCACCCAGCACUCCACCUGGCCUGAAGAAUCAGGAUUUGAUGCCACCACCUUCGAUGCAACCCCAAGCCAUAUCCAACACAAAGAGGAAGAAGCUCGCUGAGGUCAUCAAGUUCUCUGAGAGUGAGAUCUCUGAGUUUCCAAACACAGAUGAUGACCUUAUGGAGGUUGAUGGCCCAAAUGAUGAAUCAGAUGCUGAUAUCAAGCCUGAGCCAGUGGGUCAGAAUACUCAAGUUAGAUGCACUACAGCUUCUGUAUCUCCCUCCGUUAUUUUCUUUGUUUUUUCACUACUGACUUCAGUCACUACCACCACUCACAAGACUCCUCUUCCUCCCUCAAAGAAGGUGAAGCUCAAGAAAAAUGCCAAACUCGAGGGCAACAUUAAAUCUGAGGGAACAUUGACUGCAUUGCCUGGCACCUGGGUAGAAUCAGUAUCAAAGGUGCGUUUGUCAUAUUUGAACACAGACCUCCUGCCAGGCUGUCAUGAGGAUGGAAAAUGGGCUCAAGUCUUUUUACUGACAGUCUUUCUGUGGCUCAGCGCACAAGAGGAACUCUGGGUUAUCGCUGAUGCUAAGUUGCUCAUGGCAUGCAAAGAAAUUUUCAAGGUUGUCUAUCUAGAUAUUCGCUACAAUGUCACUACAUCUGGGUCCGUUUUUGGUGUUGUCACACAAUGUGUUGGCGAAUGGCGUAGCAACUUCAGGUCUACAGCACUUGUCAUCGCAAUUGAUUUUUGUGCCUCCAAUCAAGACUCAAUGCCAGCAGAACUUGCAGAACUCCUUCUUGUGCACUAUGUGUUCUUAUACCCUAACCCUGACAACAUCGACAAGUCAGCAACCUUCCACUCUCUUGAAUGUGCUUUCUCUCUUCUUGCUGAUAAUACUGUCACUAUCGACCAUGAGGAUAACUCAGGGCUGCCAAUCACUGCAUGGAGAGCUUGUCUCAAGACGUUGAAGACCUUCAACAAAGCUAUGGGCAAGGAGACGGUCUCAGAGCAUGCAUUUCCAAUUGCUAAGUGGAAAUCCAAGACUGAUGCAUUUAUACAUGGGGCGGCUAAGAAGGGGGAGGCAUCAACAGAGCUCACUGUCUCAAUGGCAUGGAAGCUUCUGAAGAAGCCCACAUCAGCAAAACCAAAAUGGGCCGAGCCACAGCAUGUGCUUCAGAUGUGUCAUGCUGUGCAGUUCGGCACAGCUACUGCCGGAUCGUACAACCCUGCACAACACUGUAGCGCUGUGUGA
Molecule: messenger RNA, 1587 nt
Organism: Suillus paluster
Lineage: Eukaryota; Fungi; Basidiomycota; Agaricomycetes; Boletales; Suillaceae
Exons: 5
Coding region: 1-1587 (528 amino acids)
Source: RefSeq, a predicted model, not a curated record